[Torrubiella] hemipterigena is the source of this 3149-nucleotide messenger RNA. Lineage: Eukaryota; Fungi; Ascomycota; Sordariomycetes; Hypocreales; Clavicipitaceae. The record is from the annotation of a GenBank genome assembly.
CUGGCGACUCUCCUCUAGCGCCAGGUCAAGUUAGCGUUAUUGGCUGCCAUUCAAAGCGUGUUACCGUCCCGCUCCACUUUAGCUGUCUCUCGUCGGCUUGCUUUUCUCCUUGCCCAGCUGAUUUCCUCUCUCUGCAUAUUCCCUUUUGCCUUUAUUUCCGCAUCUGCCAGCGCGUGUUGAGUUUAUUAUUGCACGGUUUUGGCUAUUGCCCGUGGUUUUUUGCCUUGACGCAUCUGCUUAGCGAGCAUACAUCCGUUCACUAUAUCGCCGUGAGGCCCUGCUUGUUGCCCGCGCUUGGCGGCAGGCGUCCCAUGCAAUUCGCACGAAACGACGAUAGCUUAGUUCAUCAACAUUCGCAUUCCAACAUCCCACGCCACGGCCUCUGCUCCUCGGCCUGCCGAAAUCGGUCUCUUACCACAUAAUGAGACUCCCAUUUAGGAAAAAGGAGAAGAAGGGCGACGGCCCAAACGAGAUUCCCGUUGAAUUUCGCCCUGAAGGCUAUGGCGUCCUUCCCCUCUUCCCCCCGACCCCUCAGAGCGCAUGGCUCGCUUCUCGCCUCCCUCCAUCUGUCCUCGAGCGUAUAUUUGCGGCCUUGUGUCCCCAUGCACGAGACGAUACCUAUGAGCCUUGCGAAGAAAGCGGUAACGACAAGGGAUGCACACUUUGCGACUUGCGCAACCUUGCACAUUGCGUCGCGGUUUCCCGCACGUGGCGGGUAAGCGCCGUUAAGGUUUUAUACCAUAGCGUUAGAAUUGACCCAGUCCACUAUUGCAAACUAGAGGCAUGGCUUGCCGAGCGCCGCAAAAAGGGCCGUUUCGAGAAGAAUGCCAUCCCCGAGGACCCCGCCCAAGCUCGACUUCGCCUGUUUCGCCGCACAGUCCGCGAUGACCCUACAAGAAUUGGUAAACUUGUUCAGUUUCUCAAGAUACCAUAUAUGCUCCGCGAGUACUGUCACGUGGAAUUGGCUCAGACAAUUGCCGUCUUGCCAAACCUGCACUAUGUUGACCUUCCAGAGGGCAUGUUUGCAGAUGAGCCAUCAUUUGCAACACUCCGCCUGGAAGUACAAGCGCGUUGCCCGAAUAUAAGAAAGACAUCGUAUUUGGCUGGCUCAGAAAGGAGUUUCGCCUCUUUAGCAACUGGCCAAGUAUGGCCCAGGCUUCAAGUAUUAGAGAUCACCCGACUGAAUAUUGAUCCUAUGACGAUGCGGCAAGCACUUGGGUCUCUCGGAAAUUUACGAGCUCUCAAAAUAUCAGAAACAGACAGUUUCUCUGACGAGGUACUUCUUUCAGGCGAAGGACUCCCCGCGCUUCCUCCGCUUGAAGAACUCGUUCUCAAGGAUACCCCCAACGUCACUGCGGCAGGCUUGGUUGAAUAUCUAGCUUGGAUCGAAACGCAGCAGACCUUGAAGGUGCUAACGCUUAAGGAAACGGGUGUACAUCCAGCUCAGCUGCGAGAUGUGCUCAUCAUGGCUACAUCACUCAAGACGUUGGCGCUACAAUGCCGCAUCGCAGAGGCGUUCCCCCAGCAAGUUGGUAUUGAGCCUUUGACAUCACAAUCACUGCGAACACUACGCUUUGAGAUAUCAGGCAAGUCAUCGUCUGCACAGCAAGUCAGCGCUGCCUCCAGCUACUACUCCUACCUCUCCUCCUCAAUUCUCUCUGGCAAUCUUCCCAAGUUGCGCCGCUUGUAUGUACAUGAUGAAUCGUUUCCGGAGAAGCUACAAGUCCUCCCGCCUCCCACUGCUGGAUUUGCCGCCGGUCACGGUCAAUCCAAGUCUCUUUCGUCGCAUCGUGGCGCCCCUGGACUGCGGAUAUCUCCUUCACCCAGUGUUGGUGGCGCGCCACUGUCACCAGGACUGCAAGGUGCCAACUACAGAUCGCCUCACUCACCUCGAUUUAAUUCCCUCUCUCAUAAUCGAUAUAGCUCAAACAACCCAUUCACACCUGCAGCGGCAGGAGGGCCACCGCCACCGAUGCAAACUCUUGAAAUCUUUACAAAAAGUGAUGAGUUUGGCCAGUGGAACUUUGCUCGGGUUGAUGCUGUCAAUAACAUAGCGCCACCAGCUGCCAAUCGGCCUAUUAGCAGCUACGGGCUCGCGACAGAUGUCAAGGGCCAAGGGUGGGACAGAGGCACUGCAAGACGCAGCAUCAUGGUUGGAAAUGGUACUGGUGGUUUUUUGACACUCCCAGGUGCUUCGCCAGGUGAGGUUGCUGUCGCUGGUGACGAGUUCCCGCUGCCAUUGCCUAGCAUCCAUGUUGAUGAUGGCGAUGUGAUGAGACCACGGAGUUACAGUAACAACUCACUACGUGCGGGACGAAGAUGAUGGAGUACGCUGUGCUUCGGCCGGGUUGGUUAAAGUUGGAAGAUUAAUGUGGACGCAAGUAAUGGUAGAUGACGGGACACUAUUUUGAAUGCGAUGUAGGAUAUGCAUCGGAAAUUGAUACAAAUUUGUGCAACAUGUACGAAAGGGUUUUCUUAUCCAAGUGAUUCUGUGAUGGAUGACAGUCUGCCAAUUGUCAACCUGCUUGCAAACCUCUUUGGAUUGAACUGUAAAUGCGGACGCCUAUCCAAUGACCCAACUCCGGCCUAUCAGAUAACAGGUCCCUAAUUGUGUUUAUUGAUCUGCGUUUACAUUUACGCGCUUUGAAUACCAGCUUCUCUGCCCGAAACUCGGGGUCAAAACGGCAAAUUCUCCGAUGAUUGCAGAACCAAACUGUCUUGCUUGUGAAGAGGGUGUCUUACUUGACCGCAAUGCAGAUCGAACGAUGACCAAGUUUUACACUGGGUGUGCGUACAAUAGACACAAAGGGAGGGCAGCGCAGAAGAAUUUUCCCCAUCAGCUACUAAGAGAGGCUGGAAUGCGCAAGACCUUCGCUUUCAGCUGCAUGGACAGAGUGGCUAUGCUGGCAUCACACAAUGCCAUUUGGAAGAUUAGGAUAAAUGGAUAGUUGCGGUUGCUAGCAAAUUAUACUUUCUAGAAAAUUGAGGUGGUCGGUUAACUGAUAGUGAAUAUAAGCUGCAUGAUGCACAGCUUCACAGAGUGGUGUGCGUGUAAGACAGCGAAAAGGGCUUUAUUUAGUGACGAAAAAGAAGACAUGCAGAAAGCUUGUCUUGAGUAUUCAAAGCACUGUGCUGUCAGAUGAUUGCUG